Messenger RNA from Rosa rugosa (rugosa rose), 450 nucleotides. RefSeq lists its product as uncharacterized. The transcript has a single exon. NCBI's taxonomy places the organism in Eukaryota, Viridiplantae, Streptophyta, Magnoliopsida, Rosales, Rosaceae. The record is from RefSeq and is a predicted model, not a curated record. Gene Ontology annotation, molecular function: ubiquitin-like protein conjugating enzyme binding; ubiquitin protein ligase activity. Gene Ontology annotation, cellular component: endoplasmic reticulum. The coding region runs from base 1 to 450 and encodes 149 amino acids. Gene Ontology annotation, biological process: ubiquitin-dependent protein catabolic process.
AUGGGUUCCAACGAAGACAGUCGAAAACCACCGAAGCGCCGCCGCGCACGGAUGAGUGCCAUUUUGCCUCAACCCCAUAUGAUUUUCAGGUUCCCAAAGCCUGAAGACUACGACCACCUCGAUGACGACGUAGACGAUCAUCACCCUCCUCUCUCCGAAGAAUCCGAUGCAUGUUUGGAAACUAGUCCCGAUCACAAUCCUCGUCAUGAAAAUGGUACUACCACCAGCUCCAGACCUUCAACGGCGUCGUAUUUCGAUUGUAACUUGUGCUUCAAAUCGGAGAGGCAGCCGGUUGUGACAGUGUGCGGGCAUUUGUAUUGCCACUCUUGCUUGUGCGACUGGCUGCAGUUUGGUCGGAAAUGUCCUGUUUGUGAGGCCAAGGUGGUUGACGGACGCAUCUUUCCGAUUUAUCAAUGCAGUGGACCGAGACCGAAGACACAAUUGGUGUAA